Messenger RNA from Oryza brachyantha (malo sina), 1254 nucleotides. RefSeq lists its product as uncharacterized. The record is from RefSeq and is a predicted model, not a curated record. Lineage: Eukaryota; Viridiplantae; Streptophyta; Magnoliopsida; Poales; Poaceae. The transcript is spliced from 3 exons. The coding region runs from base 152 to 856 and encodes 234 amino acids.
CCUUCCUGCCUUUCUCCAGUUCGUCUUCCCUUCCCGCCCGGCCGCCCCAGCGAGCGAGCACCGCGCAGCAAUGGCGCCGUGACCUUCCUCCCCUCCGCGAGAGUCUUCCAGAACCUUCCGCGUCCGCGAGGUGAAGGAUUGGGGCGUCGUGAUGGACCUCGAUUUCGUCGCCGCCUUUCCCGGAAGCAGGUGGAUGGCCGAGUCGGCGGUGCGGCGGCGGCAGCAGCGGCGGUUGUCGUCGCCGUCGCUGAGGGCCCACCUCACGCCGGCCUUCGACGCCGUCGCCGCCGGCGCGGACGGUAUGUCCGCGUACUCCGGCUCUGCGUCGUCGUCGUCUGGCGGGUUGGACCUCGGGUUCGACGACUCACUCCUCCGCUACCGCCGCGCCUGCUUCUCCGCGACCGCCGACCUUGGCCCGCGCGUCUUCGUCUACUCGCCGCAGUCGGGGCCGGUGUACCAGGUGUCGACGGGCGGUGACGUGGGGGCUGCUGGAGGUUGCCGAUAUGACUCCAAGCGACAGGCGGCUGGGCAGACUGGUGCUCCAGGUUUCCAGGACUUCAACGACAUCGAUUCUCUCAUCUCCCCAUGGCAGCCCUGUGCCGAUGAUACUACUGCCACAGCUCGAGGCAUCUGCAACAAGACACUUGCUGUCCCCCGACCACGGGAAGAUACUGUCGUCCAAGCAACCAAGGCAGAGCCUUCAACACCAAAACCUGAAGUAACAACACUUUCCGCUCAGCCUGCAUCUGCGCAGGCAGAGCCAUUCGAGGAGGACGAAGAGUUGAUACUUAAAACUCUUUAUGGUCAAAGCAAUCGACGAAGGCUGCCCGUCUUCAUAAGCAUCUGCCCCGAAUAAACGGUGGACAUUCCCAAGAUCUCAACAUGGAUGAUGGAUCAAAUUUGUUCUGUAUAUUCUCCUGUCUCCUGUAUGCACACUUAAUACUAGUAAUAAUCAGUAAUUAGUCCCAAAAGUAGUUGUCAAGAGAGAAUCUCUCUCUCUCUCUACAUAUUUAGGUGAGGAAAUUAGGAUAUUAUUCUGUAUUAAAGCCGGCGUCUGAACCAUUGGCUUGCCGCUGGUUAAUUCCUGCUAUCCAUUGAAGACAAGUAGACAACUGUACUCUGUGUACUGAAAGCUCUGUUCCUCUGCUUUUAGAAGUACAAUGGUCAUUUCUGUCACAUUUUCAUGUACAUGUACGCCAUAAUAAUCAUAAUAUUAGAAGUACACUGUGCACAGUGCACCUAUAGUUGAUUUAG